Molecule: messenger RNA, 1191 nt
Organism: Nematostella vectensis (starlet sea anemone)
Lineage: Eukaryota; Metazoa; Cnidaria; Anthozoa; Actiniaria; Edwardsiidae
Exons: 6
Coding region: 125-661 (178 amino acids)
Source: RefSeq, a predicted model, not a curated record
GUGCUUCCGGUGCUAUGCCUGAAAGAAGGCUUUUAUUGACCAAUCAUGUGCCUUGUACUAUAUGGCUCAACGUAUUUUUCCCGCCAAAAAUGUGUGACAUUCCAAAAUAUUACUCUGCCUUAUCAUGAGUUCUCCAAAGAAAUCCCCAAAAAAGGCUAUUACUUUCAAAUCAUAUGUAGCGCAGAACAGUGCUAGAUUAGAGGAGAGGUACCCGUUUCUACCGAAAGCACAAAUUCAGGCAAAGCUCAAGAUAUUGUGGCGAAAGAUGAUCAGUGAAGAAAACUUAAAAAGAGACAAGCGCGAAAAUGCCCGAUCUCCAGGAAAAACAAAGACUACAUCACCAAUAAAGGACAAGCCUAAUGUGACCUCAAUACCCUUCACCUUGAUGGAUGAUGGAGUGGAGCCUGAAAUGGAAAGCUCAGACUUAAACCUCUCACUAUUGAGCAACAGUUUAACAGAAGAAAGUGUGAAUGAUGUGAACUCCUUUGAGCUGCACAUGGUAAACGAAGAUGAUGCAGGGCCAAAGUUGGAAGAAAUUGUUGGUGGACUUUUUGAACCACACAGUAACCAAGGCCAACAAGAAAGCCGACUUCUCACCAGUGAAGCAAGCAGGCAAGAAAACUUCAAUGCCAUGUUUAACGAAGAUGAGGUGUUCCUAUGAUAACAUGGAGGGAUUUCUCCCACAAAAAAAAGAGGGACAUGUUCAGCUUUUUACAGCAAAGAACUGUUCAGUUAUAAAGAAAUGAUUUAUCAAGUUGGGAUGUAGAAAGAUUGCUUUGUUAGUUGCUGUAGUUACUGGGUGAAUAGGUAUGUUGAAAAGCACAAAGAUUGUAUAUAGUUAGCUACUGAAUAGCAUUGUGUACAAAGGUUGCUCAGGCAUGUUUAUGUAUUACGCGACUCCUGUGUAGCACCUGAUGUAUAGCAUUGCACAGCAGGCGUGUACAUAGGGGGGUGCGCAGGGUGCACAUGGACACCCCCUUGGCAGCCAAAUUGUGGGUCAUUUCUUAUUAAGAUAAGAAAUAAGAUACCCAUGACUGUGCACCCCCCUCAGCCAAUCCUGGUUAUGCACCUGCACAGUACUGUAGUUCAAUUUAUUGGUAGGUUCCAUCUAUAGAAUGGGAUUUCUUGAGAUAAUAUAAAAAUAUCAAAAAGAAUCAGAAAAAUAAAAUUGAAAAAAAAAUUUCAAAGUGA